Messenger RNA from Corythoichthys intestinalis (scribbled pipefish), 7801 nucleotides. RefSeq lists its product as uncharacterized. NCBI's taxonomy places the organism in Eukaryota, Metazoa, Chordata, Actinopteri, Syngnathiformes, Syngnathidae. The transcript is spliced from 6 exons. Gene Ontology annotation, molecular function: nucleic acid binding; zinc ion binding. Gene Ontology annotation, biological process: DNA integration. The coding region runs from base 856 to 7629 and encodes 2257 amino acids. The record is from RefSeq and is a predicted model, not a curated record.
UUUAUUUUGACACGCUAACCGGAAGUGCACACGCUACGACGCUAACCGGAAGCUUUACAUUUUUGGAGCGAAAGAGAGCAGGUGCGUUCGGGUUUCUCACGCAUGUGAUGCAUAUUGUAUAUCUUUAUAAUUUUCUCAUCGUUAACAAUGUUGUAAAUGUAACAGUUUCAUGCAAGUUUCAUGUUGAAGCAUCACCUUUGACCGAGAAGAGUGCGUUUGAGAAGACUGCCAUUGGUUGAAUGCAGGCUAAAGUGUUCUACGUUGUUUGGUGUUCUGAAGAGCAAUAAACAUCAGUGAAUGGAACUGAAGCCUCCUUUGAAAUCAAUGAGCAGUACAGUAGAACACUUUUGCGUCGUGAAGAAAGACUUGGAGGUGAAGAAGGAUCGGCUGCAGACCUACGGAAGGGGAAGCAUCACGUGUGAGCGGUUCGUGUGAAUCCAAGCGGCAAGUGGACAAGGCUACACAAGCGAGCACAUGAAUAUUGUGUCUUUAAAAUAGCGCAAGUACUUGUUAAUUGCCAUUAAGUGUGUCAUACGAACUUUCAUAAGUGUUCUUCUAUAAGCGUAUUUUCUGCACGUCUAAGCAAAUAAGUAAUUCUCCAUUCUAUUUGACGUUCAAAUGUUCCAAGUGCAUAUUUAAGUAUUUUAAGUGAGUUCUCAUAAUAAUUGUUUUUAUUAUUGAGAAUUGUUUACACAUCAUUAACCAUUUGCGCACUCAUUAUAGAACUGUCAGUGUGAUGUACUUUUAAUGCGCACACAAAAGUCAAGUUAAAGUACACAAUAAGAGUUACAUUUAAAUUUCACUCAUAGAAACCAAUUAAUAACAUUUCAACCAGUUAAGCAUACUUCAUUUAAUAUGCCACACACAAAGGAAAAUGUUAUCCCGCCUGCUGAAGAGACCACUCAAGGUAAUUGUUCAAUGCAGACUGUCUUCUCACAUCAAGUGGAUGUUAAAGUUGAAACAAGAAGAGAAGUUGAUCAAUCUCAGGUUGGUACAGAUGAUGAAGAACUGCCUCCUGAAAUUAAGAAAACUGGACGCACACGUAAGCUCACUGAAAAGGGAAUGAGUCUGUUAAAUGACAAAUUGAGCAAUUUAAAUGGAAGAAUUGUGAAAAUGUACAAAAGAUGGAAAUAUCAUAUGAAUGGUUUAAAGCGGUCAAUUAAAGAUAAAUAUGGUGAAGAUCUGAUCGAAGAGGUUAUAAAUGAAAUCAACGCCAUACAGGUUGACAUUGAUGAAACCUACCUCCAAAUAAGAGACAUUGCAAUUCCCGAGCCUGACAUUCGAAGAAUAAAUGACACAUGCCAGGCAUUGACGAAAACUGCAAACUUAAAUGCUCAACAAUAUCGAAGUGGUGAUGAUAAAGACAUAUUGUGGCCUGAUUCUAAGUCAGUGUUUGACAGCACAGUGUCCAGCAUUUACUCAGCCACAACCAGUAAGUCAAAGACUUCUUCCAAAUCAUCUUCCCACUCGUCAAUCUUGUCCCUUAAUGUAAAACAAGCAGAAGCUGAAGUUGUGGCAACUCAAGAGGUACUAAAAAUAAUUAAUGCUCAACAUCAACAAAGAGAAGAAAUUGAAAGACUUGAGCUAGAGGACCAAAUUGUGGCAGCUGAAAUUGAAGCAGAAAAUGCUAAGAAAAAAGCCAAAUUCAUAGCAGAGAGCGCAAGUAGAAAAUUUAAGCUGGAACAGAAAAGAAGAGAAAUAGAACGUCUAGAAGAACUCAAAGGACAUGUUGCAGCACAAGCAAGGUUCCAAGUUUAUUCAGAAGCUCUCAAUCAACCAACUACACUUAACCCUUUAAGUGAACCAUUUUUCCCAUCUCACCAAGCACAAGUCUCCAUAGCUUCUGAGGAACAACCCAAGUCUGUACAAGUACAGCAUCAACAUGAUGUAAAACCCAUCAGAACUGCUGUUCCAAAUGUAUUUAUCCAAACCUCUCCUUCUGUUCCACCAGUAAGCAGCCAAGUUCCUACAACUCAAGCACCGGUCCCUCUCAAUGCUUCUAAUGAUCUCGCAAGAACUAUUGCUGAAGCAAUUACAGCAAAUCGAGUUCCGAUUCCAGAACCUGAGAUCUUUACAGGUGAUCCUCUUAAGUAUAAUGACUGGAAGUUGUCCUUUUGCACUUUGAUCGAUCGCAAGAAUCUUCCAACUCAAGAAAAGUUGUUCUAUUUACGGAAAUAUGUUGGUGACACAGCCAAAAGAGCAAUAGAAGGCCAUUUUAUAAUAGGAACAGAAAGUGCUUAUUGUGCUGCUUGGAAUGUACUUGAAGAAAGAUUCGGUAACCCAUUUGUAGUUGCCAAAUCAUAUCGUGACAAGAUAUAUGCAUGGCAUAAAAUUGGCCAUAAAGACUUUGACAACCUGCGUGACUUCGUCGAUUUCCUGAGCAGUGUGGAGUCUGCAAUGCCAUACAUUCAAGGUCUACAAAUACUGAACGACUGUGUGGAAAAUCAAAAGAUUACUGUCAAACUCCCAGAUUGGUUGAGCUCACGUUGGAACAGAGAAGUAACAAUAUAUCAAGAUCAAAACAGCAUGUUCCCUGAUUUCAAAUUCUUCGUAAGAUUCCUCAACACAGAAACUCGAAUAGCGUGUAACCCGAUCACAUCGUUACAUGCGCUGAAGCCGGCUGAACAAGAAAGAUCAAAGCCAACUGAACGGGAACAGUCCAAGUUUCAACGAAGUCAGAAGGUCAGCGUCAAGACGUUUACCACAAAUACAAGUGAAAAGACCAGCCUUGCAUGUCUAUUUUGCAAGAAAAAGGGUCACAGUCUUCAUAGGUGUCGCAAAAUUAUGGAAAACACUGUUGAAGAAAGAGUAAAGUUUGUUCAACUGGAAAAAUUAUGCUUCGGGUGCCUAAAAUCUGGACAUAACUCCAAGGUUUGCAAAUCCAGGAGUGUGUGCGAAUUAUGUGGAAAAGGACAUCCCACAUGUCUGCAUCGAGAUCGUGCAAAGAAAGACCAAGAGCAAAGUUUAAAUAACAAACAAGAAAACAAAACUGAGAGCCACGCAGACAAUUACCAACAGUUGGGAAACGAAGAAACACGACAAGUAACUUCUAACAGAGUUAUUCAAGAAAUAAACAGUACUCGAACCUCAUCUAUUGUUCCUGUCUAUGUUUCCACGAUAGCAGAACCUGAAAGAGAACUUCUGAUGUAUGCCUUACUUGAUAGUCAAAGCGACACAACUUUCAUUCUUGAAGAUGCAGCAGAAACAUUGUGCGCCAACAAAACACCAGUCGAACUUAAAGUGUCAACCAUAACAUCAAAAACAAAGGUUGUGAAAAGUCAAAGAGUGCAAGGACUACAAGUAAGAGGCCUCAACAGUGAAACUAAAAUUAAACUUCCAAAAACAUAUACAAGAGACUACAUACCAGCAAACAGGUCCCAUAUACCCACAAGCUCAACUGCAAAAUCAUGGCCUCACUUAAAGCAUUUAGCAGAUGAAAUGUCUCCUGAGCUUGACUGUGAAGUGGGAUUGUUAAUUGGCUAUGACUGUCCGCAAGCCUUACUUCCCAGAAAGGUUGUAAUGGGCAACGAAAACCAGCCAUACGCCCAAAGGUCUGUGUUGGGUUGGAGCAUUAUUGGCAACAGCAACACCGACAUUGAUUACCACCACGAAGAUGGAAUCGGCGUGAGUCAUCAUAUCAUCAUGAGAAAGGUGCUACCGGCUACCAAGUCCUCAUCAGAGAUCAAGACAGAGGUCCAGUUUGUUUGUCGAACCCAAGUCAAAGAAGUGAUCACACCGGCAGAUAUACUCAAGGUUUUUGAGUCAGAUUUUACUGAGAAGUUCAGUGAAGAAAUUUGCACAUCACAAGAAGACAUUACAUUCUUGAAAAAGCUAAAUGAUGGCAUCAAGCAAAAGCGGAAUGGACAUUACGAAAUGCCAUUGCCUUUUAAAGAAGAUAGACCAUCACUGCCGAACAACAAAGUGUGUGCUGAACAUCGACUCAGAUGUCUUGAGAAACGUCUAAAUAAAAAUGAUCAAUAUCGCAGUGAUUAUGUUGCCUUUAUGGAUGACAUAAUUGCUAGAGGAGAUGCUGAAAAGGUUCCAGAGUCUGAGAUAAACAACCAGUCCUCAUGGUAUGUCCCUCACCAUGGUGUUUAUCACCCUCAUAAACCAGGAAAGGUUCGAGUGGUAUUUGACUGUUCAGCUAAAUUCCAGAAUACAUCCUUAAACGAGCAUCUACUUACUGGGCCUGACCUAACGAACACCCUUGUAGGUGUCUUGCUUCGCUUUCGCAAAGGACAAGUAGCAAUCAUGUGUGAUGUGGAGCGAAUGUUCCAUCAGUUCCAUGUUGCACCAAAGGACCAAGACUAUCUCCGAUUUCUGUGGUGGGAAAAAGGAAAUAUGGAAAUUCCACCUUCAGUGUUCCGAAUGAAGGUUCACUUAUUUGGCGCUGCUUCGUCACCAGGAUGCGCGAACUUUGGGCUCAAGCACCUAGCUGCAGAAGGAACAGGCAAGUUUAGCGAAGCUACCGUAAAGUUCAUUCAGCGCAAUUUUUAUGUUGAUGAUGGAUUGAUAAGUUUGGACAGUGAAGAAGAAGCUAUACAGCUUGUUAGAGAGGCAAGAGAGCUCUGCAAUGCUGGUAAGCUCCACCUACACAAAUUCAUCACCAAUAACAAGAAUGUGCUUGCCACAAUCCCUAAGCAGGAACGCGCUGAAGGUGUAGCUGACCUAGACUUGGCCUUGGGAGAACACAAGAUGGAACGAGCUCUCGGGGUCCAAUGGUGCAUCAGUUCAGAUAAGUUUCAAUUUAAAGUGAGAAUAAAAACCCAUCCCUUUACAAGAAGAGGAGUACUGUCAACAGUGGCUUCAAUUUUUGAUCCCCUUGGAUUCGUAGCGCCCGUCAUUUUGAAAGGCAAACAAAUUCUACAAAGAAUGUGCCAAGAGAAGUUAGGAUGGGAUGAGCCCAUUUCUGAAGAACUCAGGCUGCAGUGGGAAGCAUUGUUGCAAGACAUCCAGGAUUUGUCUUUCGUGGAGAUACCACGACAUUACAUACCACUGAAUGCCAAGGAGGUUCACAAGUAUGAACUUCAUCAUUUUUCCGACGCCAGCACCUCAGGCUAUGGCAUGUGUUCUUAUCUCAGAGCUGUGUCAGAGUCUGGAAAGGUUCAUUGUGUGCUUGUCAUGGCAAAGGCACGGGUUGCGCCAACAAAGAUAACGACAAUUCCAAGAUUGGAACUUUCAGCUACACUGUUGGCCACAAGGAUAAGUGAUCUGCUAAAAAGUGAAAUGGAGAUUGAAGAUCUACAUAAUUACUUUUGGACUGAUUCCAAGGUUGUUCUUGGAUACAUUAAUAACGACGAAAAACGAUUUCAUUUAUUCGUAGCCAAUCGAAUACAACAGAUCAAAACAAGCACCACACCAAGUCAAUGGCAAUACGUUGCCUCAGAAGAUAACCCUGCAGAUCAUGCCUCUCGCGGACGUACCACAAAGGAGCUUGUGAAAUCCAACUGGUUCACAGGACCUAGUUUUUUGUGGCACAAGAACCUUCCUACAAGCGAAAACAUGAAGGUGGGAGAGCUAGACCAAGAUGAUCCAGAAAUUAAAAGAGCACAUGUACAUACAACAAAGACAAAGGAACAAAGAUCUCUGUUAGAUCGACUUCAAAAUUUUUCAGAUUGGAAUAGAACUGUACAGGCCAUUGCAAGACUUAAACGUUUGGCUAAACAACUGACAGGUCUUAAAACAAGAUCCAAUGACACUACAACAGUAGAAGAAAGAAAAGAGGCUGAACAAUUCAUAAUCAAGAUGGUUCAAGAAGAAGUGUUUAGGGAUGAAAUCAAAUCUCUAAAACGAGCUAAAGACCUACAAAGGAAUAAGUCCUUUGAGCUGCACAAGUUGAAUCCAUUUAUGGAUAACCAAGGUAUCCUCAGGGUGGGAGGAAGAUUGACACAGUCCACACUCCAUCCACACAUCAAACACCCAGCCAUUCUCCCAAGAGGACAUCACGUAAGUCGAUUGUUGAUAAAGUACCAUCAUGAGAAGAUUCAACAUCAGGGUCGUGGGAUGACAAUUAAUGCACUACGCUCCAAUGGUAUUUGGAUCAUAGGGUGUAGUCGUGAAGUGUCAUCAUCCAUCUUCAAGUGCAUCAAAUGCAGAAAAUUCAGAAAGUGCAAUCAAGGACAAAAAAUGGCAGACCUUCCACUAGAGAGGAUGGAAGCAACCCCUCCAUUCACCUACAGUGGAAUGGACUGCUUUGGACCAUUUUCUGUCAAGGAUGGAAGAAAAGAAUUGAAGAAAUAUGGGCUUUUAUUCACUUGCAUGUGCUCAAGAGCGGUUCAUAUUGAGGUAUUAGAUGAUCUUUCCUCUGAUGCAUUCCUCAACGCACUGCGCUGCUUUAUUGCCAUAAGGGGCAGUGUAAGUCAACUGCGGAGUGACCAAGGCACGAACUUCGUAGGAGCACGCAACGAAUUCCAAGAACUAAUGAAAGGAUUAGAACAAGAACAGUUGAAAAAGCUAGGAUGCGAUUUCGUCAUGAACCCACCUGCUUCCAGUCAUAUGGGCGGCGUUUGGGAGAGACAAAUCCGCACUGUAAGAAGUGUUCUCACAUCCGUCCUAGACCAAUCUGCUGGAAGAUUAGACAGUUCUUCAUUGAGGACUUUCCUAUAUGAAGUCAUGGCUAUAGUGAAUAGUCGACCGUUGUCCACAGAACAUCUUAAUGAUCCGUCAGGACCAGAACCCCUGACGCCCAACCAUAUCUUGACAAUGAAAUCGUCAAUCAUCGCUCCACCACCUGGAGAUUUCACAAGAGACGAUCUUUGGGGACUCUCAAAGGUUAUCCUUGACUCUGCCCCUGUAUCAGUUUCCAUGGAAACCCUAACUCCUACGUGGUCCCCUGUCAACCAGUGUGACAUCAUCAACAUCGGGUUGAAACGUCAAAGUUCCUCAGAUGUUUGGGAGGAUUGUAUGUUUAGCAAGUCUCCCCCUGCUGGUGUGUUGUGGUCAGAGCAGCAGAGGAACAAAGAGCUCGAGGCCAAACUGUUGCGCCGGGAGGAAGAGCUGAGUCGCCUCCAGGACGAAAAUGAGAAACUGCGACGAUUCCUCAACUCGCCUUUCGUCAGGAGUUUGGCAGUUGAAAAACGGAGUCCCGACCGGAUCGAAAAUGUGAACAAGAAACGGCCAUUCCACGUCGGAUCUUGCCAGAACUUGGCUCGAGGCCGCUUUCAGGUCGGUAGGCGCGUCUGUCGCAACCUCAGCGCCGAGUUUGCUUCCGCCGAGUCCGCCGGCGCUGUUUCCCAGUCGCCGCUGGACCUUUGGGUUCUGAGAACGCUCGGUCUGAAGGACCCGGACACCAUCGACCCAUCCUCGUCGCUAAUCCGGCAAACAGAGGACGACGGGACAGAGCCCGGACACAGCUUCCCCGAAGAGACUCCCUUCAGUAGUCCGGUCCACAACCGAUCUUGGAGCCCGCACAGCCCAUCACAAGUCGCUCAGUCUGAAGGCAGGAAUCCCCAUUUGGCCUUCGCGAUGUCUCUGAGCCCUGCCAGUAGCGUAAAAACCCUCAGCUACCCUCAGGGGCAGGCUUUUGUCAGGAGGGACCCCCAAGGACGCUGCAACUUCACUUGGUUGCCCACCCACAGCUCCAGAAGUGAGGAACCGGACUCUAGGGGGUGGACAACCCCCAAAAUGUGAAGGCAAGCCAAGGCAAAGGAAUUUCUAUAGAAUAUUUCAACACAAAGUAAUUCAAAGUGCUAAGAGGCUACUAAUUUAAGUUGGGUUUUACUUGUGCCUAUUGUUUGGUGAUAUAACGGUAUAUAAUCACCAGUGUUGUUAAUAACGGUGUUAAAGUAUAACAUGACUCAAU